CUUUAGUUAAGGGAUGUUAAUGUGAUGAGAUGUUGUGAUCUGAUCAUUCCAUUGUCUGAAAACUUACCAGAUAUUUAUUGACUUGGAUAACGUUAAGAGCUCUCUUGUCUUUUGUGAUAUUAAACCAAUAGAUUUGGUUAAAGACUGCAAACUAGUACUAUCAUUGAUAUCUGGUUAAACUGUCAAAAAUGUGUAGUUUUGUUGUAUGUAGAUAUUGCCGGGCCCGGCGUGUUUUGUUUAGAAAUGUUUGUUAACUAUGUAUGGCGCUUUGUUAAUAAAUAAAUACAUGUUCAAAUGACAGUAACGUUAUAGCGUUUGUGCGAGGAGUGAAGUUCACAAUAUGGACCUUAACUUUAUUUGAAACUGGGCUUCGUUCAUAAGUCUAGAUGGGCUCGUGACGAUUAAUUGUCCAUGCUAAGGCUACACAAUAUAACUCUUAUGAAUAUGAACUAUCGUUUUGUGUAGUAACCAUGCUUUUUGGCAGAUUAUUUACUGUUUGUAUUUCCAUGGUUUUACUACAAAUAUGUCACCAUGCCUACUUUGCGAGGAGCAACCUUCCGAUCUCUCUGAUGAAGCCAAUACGGAAGUGACUUAAACUGCAAUUCAUCGACUGGCCACUAGAGGCGCCAAAAGGAAGUCAAUUCCCAUAAGGUCUGUUUCUUUGUACCACACACAGAGAUUUAAGCCUAGUAAGCAAAUUCACCAUUAAAUACACACAUAUUCCUAUUAUUUUACAAGUGAAGGAGCCACUUCAUCCAAAAGUAAAAAUGACACAAAGUGAUAAAUCAACCAUGACACAUCAGUCAUGUCAAAGUAUAAUCAUAAAAGAGGAGAGAGAAGAUAUGAUUGAUACAGACCCAUGCAGAAUAAAAAUUGAAAACACAGAGGAACAAACAGACCUGGUGAAAGUGGAAGAACCAUCAGCAUCGGAAACAUCACAUUACUCCAUAACGGGAGAAGAUUAUUUCUUUCAAAAAAACACACAUGAAACAGAAGUCAGCAAAUCUUUUACAUGUCCUCAUUGUGGAGUUGGAUUUAGUAGAAAAGCAAACCUUACGUCGCACAUAAGAAUUCACACUGGAGAAAAUAUUUUCACCUGCCCUCAGUGUGACAAAAGUUUCAUAACUAAAGGAAAACUUAAAAAUCACAUAAAAAUUCACACCGGAGAGCGCACAGCCAAAUGUCUCGAGUGUGGAAAGAGUUUUGGGAAAAAAGCUAAACUUACGGAUCACAUGAGGAUUCACACUGGAGAGCGCCCAUACUCGUGUCCUCAGUGUGGAAAGAGUUUCGCACAUAAAAAUUAUCUUCGAGUCCACAUAAGGGUUCACACAGGAGAGCAACCGUAUGCUUGUCUAGAGUGUGGAAGGAGGUUCAAAAUCAAGACAAAACUUACAGAUCAUAUGAGGAUUCACAGUGGAGAGCGCCCGUACACAUGUCCUCAGUGUGGAAAGAGUUUUAAAAAGACAGAAAAUCUUGCAGAACAUGUAAGAAUUCACACUGGGGAACGGCCAUAUACAUGUCUUCAGUGUGGAAAUAAGUACACUAGAAAAUGUAGUCUUAAGUUACACAUGAGAAUGCACACUGGAGAGCGCCCAUACCCAUGUCUUCAGUGUGGAAAGAGUUACACUCGAAAAUUCAGUCUUGAAUAUCACAUGAGAACAUGUCUGCAUGUCUCCAGUACAAUCCACAAUUGACUCAACUAGUCAUACUAGGUUGUUGAAGACAUUAUAAGAAUGUUUCUUUAUUUUUAUACGAUUGUAUUGGGAGUCCAAGCAAGUCCUGAAAUGUAUAAAAGUGCUUAUAACUUUUAAUUAAUUUGCCUUAUUGACAUGUGUUUGCUUAAAUCUGUCAUAGUUAUCUAUAGUUUCAUUUUGAGGUACAUUGAAAAACUAUUUUUUACAUUCUUGGGUCGUUUGUCUAAUUUAUAAAAGAUUUUGUUUGCUUAUUUAAUGUUAUUAGUUGAAUUGCACAUUACUGAUUUCCCUUUAAAAUUAUUAAACCAUUGCUCAGAAGUUAUAUAAAAUAUAAUGCACCUUUGCAACAGAAGAUAUUCUUCAUACACUGUAAAAAAAAAUCUGUAGAAAUUACAGUAUUACUGGGAACUAGCUGCCAGUUACUGUAGAUUUUACAUUUAUGUUAUUUACUGGCAACAGUUUGUUCAAAGUAAAAUGAACUUGAACCAUUUUCAGUAUUUAUCUUCUACAGCAACCAGCUGCAUAAUUACAGCAAAUUUUUACAGUGUAUGGUUUGUGAAUUUAUUAUUAUAAAAUCAUCAAUACAGUCGUUACCACAAUAAUCACUAAAUUAAAUUAUUAAUUUAUUAACCCUAAAAUCUCAAUGUUUUUACUACAAAUUAAAUCAUAUAAAACAUUUGUCCAGGUUUUGUGUCCUGGAAAAUAAUGGUUAAUGUUUUUGGAGGUGAAAUGGAGAAAGUGAGUAAAUGUUUAUUGGAUAUUUACUGGUACUGUGUUAAAUGUUUUUAAUAUGUUAACAAGCAGGAAAAUUUCACUUUAAUUUCCACAUAAUGAAAUUUAUAAUGUCUUGGAAAAGUUUGUAAUAGCAUUUUUGUGUAAUGUUUGAUGUUGUUUUGCUCCAUCACUGU
This is a messenger RNA of Paramisgurnus dabryanus, 2602 nucleotides long. RefSeq lists its product as uncharacterized. The record is from RefSeq and is a predicted model, not a curated record. NCBI's taxonomy places the organism in Eukaryota, Metazoa, Chordata, Actinopteri, Cypriniformes, Cobitidae. Gene Ontology annotation, biological process: regulation of DNA-templated transcription. Gene Ontology annotation, molecular function: RNA polymerase II cis-regulatory region sequence-specific DNA binding; DNA-binding transcription factor activity, RNA polymerase II-specific.